Messenger RNA from Drepanopeziza brunnea f. sp. 'multigermtubi' MB_m1, 399 nucleotides. RefSeq lists its product as uncharacterized. The record is from RefSeq and is a predicted model, not a curated record. NCBI's taxonomy places the organism in Eukaryota, Fungi, Ascomycota, Leotiomycetes, Helotiales, Drepanopezizaceae.
AUGCCCUCCAAAUCACAGUCCCGCAACGCCUCACCCACCACGCUCUCUUCUCGCCGCCCCAAACUCAUGCGCGCUGCGGCAACGGCUCCCACCAUCGCCACUUCCAAUGCAUCGAGAAAUGAUCUCGCGAGCUUGCAGCAAGGCACGAGAGCAGCGGCGCUGCUCUCGAGAGUGGCCACGUACGCGACCGCCCAGCAGAACUGUGAGAGAGAGCAUCGGACGAGCAUCGGGAGUGCGUGUUCGAGUGGCCACGGCAGCCCCGACAGCCCAGAUAGCACGCAGGGUCUAGAAAGGAAAGCCGCUAUGGUGCAGCAGUCGGGCAACUACUUCAGCUUCCCCAGCUUUGAGGAUUUCCAAGAGUACCAGCACCAGAGUGACAGGCAUCAGAACGGAGAUUGA